AUGGCCUGGCAUGCAAGAACCCUUCUUCAGUGGACUGCACUUAGUAACACAACCAACCCUUUUGGCACCGUUGUGACUCCAGUUACUGUGGCUCAAUUAGCAAGACUCGACACUCUUGGAAUCUCAAUGGUUCGCAUUGAUAUUGAACUAUGGGGAAAUGUCCCUCCUCACACUCACCCCCGGGCCACUGAAAUCAUAACAGUUCUUGAAGGAACCCUUCAAGUUGGGUUCGUCACCUCCAAUCCCGACAAUAACCAAAUUACUAAGGUCCUUCAAAAGGGCAACGUCUUUGUUUUCCCAGUGGGACUUAUUCACUUCCAUCAAAAUGUUGGAAAGGUAAAUGUUGUGGCAAUUCUUGCAUUGAGCAUCAAAAUUCAGGAGUGA
This is a messenger RNA of Fraxinus pennsylvanica, 384 nucleotides long. Lineage: Eukaryota; Viridiplantae; Streptophyta; Magnoliopsida; Lamiales; Oleaceae. The record is from the annotation of a GenBank genome assembly.